This is a messenger RNA of Serpula lacrymans var. lacrymans S7.9, 1613 nucleotides long. It is a transcript of the gene QCR1, whose product is annotated as core subunit of the ubiquinol-cytochrome c reductase complex, QCR1. Gene Ontology annotation, molecular function: metalloendopeptidase activity; metal ion binding. NCBI's taxonomy places the organism in Eukaryota, Fungi, Basidiomycota, Agaricomycetes, Boletales, Serpulaceae. The coding region runs from base 48 to 1445 and encodes 465 amino acids. Gene Ontology annotation, cellular component: mitochondrion. The transcript is spliced from 5 exons. The record is from RefSeq and is a predicted model, not a curated record.
GACUUGUAUAAUAUUUUGAGUUGCUGCAAACCUUCAAUCUAUUCCGAAUGGUCUCUCGAACGGUGUCGGCGUCGCUUGGGCGUGUUCUCAGGAGCGCAGCGCGCAAUCCUAGGUCUUUACGGUCAUUCGCGACCGCUGCAAACGUUCCCUCACCCAUUACAGAAGUUACAACGCUUCCGAAUGGCUUGACGGUCGCGACAGAGGCUCACUCACAUGCUCAGACAGCGACCGUCGGUGUAUGGAUUGAUGCUGGUUCACGAGCUGAGACCGACAAAACCAAUGGAACCGCUCACUUCCUUGAACACAUGGCUUUUAAAGGCACCAACCGACGGAGCCAAUCUGCUCUCGAGCUUCAGGUCGAGAACCUUGGCGCGCAUCUGAAUGCUUAUACUUCGCGAGAGCAAACUGUAUACUACGCAAAGAGUUUCCGCAAGGACGUUGCUGCUUCCGUCGACAUUAUCAGUGAUAUCUUGCAAAACUCAAAAUUGGACUCCUCAGCAGUUGAGAGAGAACGAGAUGUCAUCUUGCGGGAGCAACAAGAGGUUGACAAGCAACUUGAGGAAGUUGUUUUUGACCACUUGCAUGCUGUUGCCUACCAAGGCCAGCCUCUUGGCAGGACUAUCCUCGGCCCCAAAGCCAAUAUCCUCUCAAUCAAACGCGAUGACCUUUCUUCGUACAUCAAAACCAACUACACCACUGACCGCAUGGUCCCUAAGCUAGUGAAGCUCGCAGAAACACACUUCUCAUCUCUCCCCGUUUCCUCGAACCCCAUCCCUCUAGGCAAGCUUGCACAUGCUAAGUCUGGCUUUGUUGGUGCAGACGUUCGUAUUCGUGACGAUGAUGUUCCUUGCGCUCACGUUGCCAUCGCUGUCGAGGGUGUCGGCUGGAGCUCGCCCGACUACUUCCCUAUGCUCGUAAUGCAAUCCAUCUUUGGUAACUGGGAUCGUUCUCUCGGUGCCUCUCCCCUCCUCUCCUCCCGCCUCUCCCACAUAAUCUCAUCCAACAACCUCGCGAACAGCUUCAUGUCCUUCUCCACUUCCUACUCUGACACCGGUCUUUGGGGCAUCUAUCUCGUUUCAGAAAACGUGAUGAACCUCGAUGAUAUGACUCAUUUCACCUUGAAGGAAUGGACCAGAAUGUCCAUGGCGCCUACUGACGUCGAAGUCGAAAGGGCAAAGAGUCAACUCAAGGCUGGCUUAUUGCUCAGUUUAGAUGGUACCACAGCCAUUGCGGAAGACAUUGGCAGACAGCUCGUUACCACUGGACGCCGCAUGACGCCUCAACAAAUCGAAAGCGCAGUUGAUGCUGUUACGCCCGAUGAAAUCAAGCGUGUCGCGCAGAAGUACCUUUGGGAUAAGGACAUUGCUGUUGCUGCCCUCGGUCCCAUUGAGGGUCUGUUGGAUUACAACCGUAUCCGCUCAGACAUGUCCUCUCUUAUCUACUAAUCUGCGAGGUACAGAGUCACCUAGUCCUCGCGGUUCCUGUGGCCAGUCAUUUGGUAGCGCAGUUAUGAUGAGGUCGUAGCUCGGGUCUUAGUAUAGAUAAUACUGUUGUGCACCGGUUUUUAUUCUGAGUAGACCAUGGAAUGAAAAUUGUUAAUAAUUCUUUCUUUU